This is a messenger RNA of Caenorhabditis elegans, 3394 nucleotides long. RefSeq names its product C2H2-type domain-containing protein (gene sup-37). The record is from RefSeq and is marked reviewed. The transcript is spliced from 6 exons. Bases 81 to 1733 code for a protein of 550 amino acids. NCBI's taxonomy places the organism in Eukaryota, Metazoa, Nematoda, Chromadorea, Rhabditida, Rhabditidae. Gene Ontology annotation, cellular component: nucleus.
UUUCAGCGUACCUACACUUCUCAUCGUUGCUUUCCUUCUCCACGAGACUCGUCGUGUGAUCGUCAACACCAGAUCACCUGAUGAGCAUCAGCGGAGAGGACAACGAGAUUAUACUGAACGCAAGUCUAUCAAAUUCUCCCGACCAGUUAGACGUUUUUGAGGAAAGUCGUCGAAAUUUUCUCGAGAGUAUCAACGCAACAGUCUCAAUGACCUCCAAUGGCUCAAAAAAUGGAAUCGAGGAUAUUGCAAAUCGUCUGAAACAGAAUGGGAACACUACUUCAACAUCCUUAACAUCCAACAGUGGACUUUAUCCAACCGAUCCAACCAUCAUCUCCAACCAUACUCCUUCGAUGCAAUUGAGUUGUGUUGAAUGUGGAGUCACAAAAGCUAAUUCAGAAGAAAUGGAGAUUCACAUUAAGACAGAACAUCUCAAAUGGCUUCCAUUUCAAUGUCCAAUGUGUCUCGUAGAACGAGCUUCUGAUGCACAAAUGAGAGAGCAUCUUCAUUCAUCACAUCAGAAAAAUAUGAGCAAGUUCAUUUAUGUGGACAAUGUGAAAGCAAAACGGAGAUUACAAAUUCUGAUGGACAGUGCAUUCUCACUGAAUGUCUCGGAACGAGUGAAUGCAAAAAAUCAUCCAUCUUCUUCUACAUCUGCAUCUCCAUACUCACCGACAAGUUAUCACCGUGGAAUGAACUCUUCACCAUCUUCCGGAAGAAACACCUCAACUUCGAAUGGUAGUGCCACGUCAGCUGCAACUGCGUCGGCUCAAGCUGCUGCUACUGCAAUUGUAAAUCAUCACAAAGAAAAAGAGAAGCAAACGGCUCAAGCUACUGCAGACUUUCUCAAGCUUCUCGAUUUUACUGGAAUUAAUGGAGAAAUUGGUGAACAUAAAGCACAAAGUUCUUCCACAAGAAGCUCCAGUGGCAGAAAACGUCCCUAUGUGCCCACAUCUGCCACCGAAGCCAUAACAACUAUGGAAUUGGCUGCUCCGAGUGCGGAAUCGUUUUUGGCCAGCUUGAACUCUUUCAGCCAUGCCCAGACACCUGAAAAUGAGGAAAAUGAUCACCCUACAUUGUUCUCUGUCGACGAUCUCAACAUUGACAGCACUUCCACACUCGCAACGCUUUUCGGUGGAGGCGCCCGAAAAACAAAGUAUGAUGACGGUGAGAUGCCACACGAUGAAGAUCCCUUGUUGGACUCGUUGAAUCCAAUCUCUGUUCUCGAUAACGUCGCCGCUCUCUUUGGCUCCACUCCCGAUAGAAGUGUUGAAACGGAAACAAAGAAGACGUCAAGCAUUUCGAAAAAGCGUGUGCUCGGAGAAUGCUCUAAAUGUCAGAAGCCCGUGACUGCUGGAGCCCGACAAAUGCACAUGUUCUUCCACUUGGCGAAGGAUGAACUGAUUUUCCGUUUCCGCUGCAAGCAUGAGGGAUGUAGUGUCGAGCAUUACCGUAAAGAUCAAAUGGAGAAUCAUCAGUCGAAAGCCCAUGGCAGAAUUGAUCCAGAUAUGAUGGAGGAUCGUUCGCUGGAAUUGUUUCAAAAGUGUCAGGAUCUCUCCAUGGAACUGCUCGGAACUAAAAAUGGAACGAUACCCGGACCGACUGCCGCAAAAGCUGAAAUCGCCUAUGCAGCACAACAAGCAGCCAACGCUCAACGGGUAAGAUCCAGAGGUCACGGAAUAUCAUCUACUACGUCACAAUCUUCAAAUCCUGCAAAUUCUUUACUUGCUGUGUGAUUAAUUUUUUCCUCCCGCUCUCUGAAAACUUUCAAAAGUUUUGGGAAGUAAUUAGAACUCUAAUCUAUCCAAACUUUCUAAACAACCUAUUGCCUGAGUGUGAUAUCCUUGUGUUUUCCUAUCCAUCUUUCCUCCUCCUAUUCCUCCUACCUUCUCAUCUCUCUAUUCUCAUUUCCACCUCCACAAAUUUCAGAAUUCACAAAAGUCGAAACUUCCCGGAUUGUCAAGUCUUUGCUCUUCAACCGCAGGCACUGCUGGUAGCACUUCAAACGGUACAGAUUUCAAGAUAACCAUCGGACCGUUGUUGUCUCCGUAAACCGAUGUUGUUGUAGUUGUCAUGUCAGGAAAUGUUCAUUAGGAACCUUCUAUUUUGUUUGCUUCUCCAAUCAGAAAAUGGGUGAUGAGAAGAAGAGCGCGCCGGUUGUUUCCUCCGAUUUGAGUUUUAAAAGUUUGCAAAAUUAGUUUUUGCGGUAAAAAAUCUUUUGAAAAUUGUCUAAAAAUCAGUUAUGAAAAGUUUGCACAAAAUGUGACCGUUACACACCGAAGUUGAGUUCUUAUUACCUGUCUGCCCCGUUUUCUUUCUGCUUCAUUCAUUAACUUUUUUAUUUAUUUUUCUAUACUUUCCCCAUGAACUUUCCUGUUAUGACAAAAAACGGCGCCCUUCUCCAUCUGAUCUCCCAUUUUUACUAGUGUUCUCUUUAAAUCAAUAUUGUGUAAUCGUUGUGGUGAGCCCGGUUAUUUUUCUAUUUUUCGUUCCGUUUUUUUAUCGUGUUGUGACCUGACCCUCCACUUUUUUACCUCAUUCUUCAUUUUUUUUUCUAUUCUCAAAAUUUCUCUUCUUCAACUUCUACCCAUUUUCAUAUUUAUCAUAGUUUCAUUCUAGGUUACCCAUUUGUGAUUUUUCUCAAUUUUUCUUGAUAUUAUGGUUUCCCCUAUCCCCCCCUAGAGCACAACAAAUCCCAGCGAUCUUUGAAUUUUCGUCUCAUUUAUUUUUUUUUAUUCACAAUUCAUCUCCUCAUUUGGUUGUUACUUUUACAAUGUAAUUUUUUUAUGUGUCCCCUGAUUUUUAGAUUACUUUGACCAAUACCAUUGACUUCCUCAAUCUCUCUCCCCAACAAAUCGGUUGUGAAACAAAUCACCAACGCAAUAAUAAAAUAUGAUACUGAAUUUCACAAAUUCUCUGAAACAAAAAAUUGAGGGAAAAUGAUCGGCGUUGCUCUAAAAUAAUCGAAUACAACAAGCAGACAACACGAAUAUUUAUAAAAUAAAUUUUAAUUUAGGUUUCGGACCUCUGAAGCUUGUACCAGAUGAAGAUCAUCCACUUCAAUGCAGACUUUGUGGAAAAACCAUGCAGAAUAGAAUCCGUGGCUUCCACAUUCUGUGGCAUAUGGCCAAAGAUAAAGGAAUCAAUCGCUACACUUGUAAAUACUGCAACUUUGGGCAUGAUCGCUCCCAAUCUGUGCAAGUCCAUGGAAAGAAAGAGCAUGGAACUGACGAUUGUGUCGAGGAUCGUAUUGGAGAGUAUCAAGACGAUGUCAAGGAAAUGUCCGCGUCCUGUUUCGGAAUCUCCUCGCUUUUUGCUCAGGAGAGCAAACGGAAGAACAAAUUCCCGGCGGCAGCCCCUCGUGAACACAAAGAUCUGGUUUCAAUGGUGAGUAGUA